AUGAGCUCGCGCGGCAUGGGGUUCUACUCGGACGAGGACAGCCUGAAAAAGUACACGCCGGAAGAAGCCGACCUCGAAGCCAAGAACGCCGAGCAAGUCAUCAACACACACCCUCUCGUCACGUCGUUACGAGCCCGCUCCGAUCUCACAGAGUCCAGGCCGCACAUGAAGAUGCCGGGUCAGUACCGCGCCAAGAGCCUCACGGGAGCCGCGCUGCUGGGUCCAGGCAGGGUCUCUGUGCCGCCGUACGCAUGGAACGACGAGCACGGCAAGGAGAUGGUCGCUCUGUUCCACGUGGGCGAGGACGUCUGCGGACACCCAGGCAUCGUGCACGGUGGGCUGCUCGCGACUAUACUGGACGAGGGUCUGGGGCGUUGCUGCUUCAAGAGCCUGCCUCAUAACAUUGCCGUGACGGCGAAUCUCAACGUGAACUAUCGCAAACCCACCCCGGCGAGCACGUUCCUGGUCCUCAAGGCGGAGACGUACAAGGUAGAAGGUCGCAAGGCCUGGGUCAGGGGCCGACUGGAGCAGCUGGCUGCGCCAGGCGAGAAGCCCAUUGUGUUUGCCGAGGCGGAGGCCCUCUUCAUCUCUCCCAAAUAUGCUGCGAUGAUGCCCAGGAUUACCUAA
This is a messenger RNA of Emericellopsis cladophorae, 627 nucleotides long. RefSeq names its product Thioesterase superfamily. NCBI's taxonomy places the organism in Eukaryota, Fungi, Ascomycota, Sordariomycetes, Hypocreales, Bionectriaceae. Bases 1 to 627 code for a protein of 208 amino acids. The record is from RefSeq and is a predicted model, not a curated record. The transcript has 2 exons.